AUGACUGAUACCUCAGAGAAUACCCCUCUUCUACGCUCCGUGGACCCGGAGCCCAUCGGCGAGUAUGAAUCGCGCAACCCGCCCGCCCCAAACCCAGCUGAUCACUCUUUGCGGUUCGUAACCACGUUGACAUGGGUAUCCCUCGUUCUGUCGGUGUUCGUCGUCGCAUUCGGUCUGACCGUCAACGUGCUGGAUGAGACGAACGACGGCGAGAGUUACUACAUCCCAUGGGAUCUGCGCGGGACUAUCAGGAUCAUCGCUAUCAUGGCCCUGUCCACCGCACUCAUCUCAUUCUUGAACCUAGUUCGUCUACGUCAAAGCCACAGGGCCCUGUGGCUUUGGCUGAAUCUGGUCUUCGAUUUUGUAAUCGCAUUUUACGCCGUUCUAGGCUCCUGUAUGGGCAUGACUCGUGACUGGUAUGAUUGUUCGCCUGAGAGCCAGGACUGUCAACUUGCGCGGUGGGUUAAGCUCUUCAUCUCCGUGACAUUCGGCUUUGGGUUCGCUUUGGGUAUCAACCACUUGAUCUUGUUCUUAUUCCGUUGCGCCUUGGCGUUUCAGUCUAGAUUCUGGCAGCGUUUGCAGCAUUUGAGGCUUCCGGCCGGACAGUUCACCGUCGAGUUUACGGUCAAGUUUCUGCGGCAGGAGGACCAGAGGAUCGAGAGGGAGCAGAGUCAGUAA
Aspergillus affinis is the source of this 678-nucleotide messenger RNA. RefSeq lists its product as uncharacterized. The record is from RefSeq and is a predicted model, not a curated record. The transcript has 3 exons. Lineage: Eukaryota; Fungi; Ascomycota; Eurotiomycetes; Eurotiales; Aspergillaceae. Bases 1 to 678 code for a protein of 225 amino acids.